AUGUAUAAUAAUAAUAAUGAUUCACAUAUGUUAGUUAAUCUACCUCAUAUUCUAUUAUCAAAGAUUAUUAAUUACCUAGAUGAUAAUAUAGAUAGAAUAUGUUGUAGUUUUGUUUGUAGAAAAUGGUUCAAUGAAAGAGAAAGAUAUCUAUCGUUUAAUACUGAUCGUCUAUUUGUGACUGAUAUGCAAGAUAAUGAUCAUUUUUAUUUGAAAUCAUAUCAAUCAUUGAUGAGUAAAUCAAUCGAUACAAAGAGUAAAUGUUCUCUUAUUAUUGGUGAUAAUAGAUUUGAAAAUGAUUUUCAUUUAACUCCACAAAGUUUUAGAACUAUCAAUGGUUUUAGUUUAUAUGUUUAUAAAUUAAUAUUAUGUGAUCAAACAACAAGAAAUGCUUUUAAAGAUGAUCAUCAAAAAGUAGAGAGUCUAUUAAAGAUGAUAUCAAAUUCGAAUAUUGUCAAGUUUAAAGGUUGUCCUACAAUUAGAUUUAGAUUACCUACGAACUUGACAUCUGUAACAUUCUCUGGUUACUUUGAUGAACCACUUCUACCCGGUUAUCUUCCACCAAUGUUAAAGAGACUUUAUCUAGGAAAUGGCUUGAAAUCUAAUUUUAAUCAACCAAUAACAGCAGCUGUACUUCCCAAUACACUUGAGAAAUUGGUGUUGGGCUACAGAUUCAGUCAUCCGUUGGAACCUGGAGUGUUGCCGGUAUCUCUGAGAGUGCUUAGAAUCAACGGAACAGCUUUUACAUACAAACCAAUCGUUGGAACGUUUCCACCAAAUCUCGAAAUACUUGAAUACUCUGGAUACGAUUCACCUAUCGGCGAUGGAGUACUACCGGCUACUCUACAUACCAUUGAGUAUAUACCUCUAUCGUGGAUUCCAGCUGUCCGUUCACUUCCAAACAUUCGAUCGCUAACCUUCUGGCAUUGGGAUUUCAAUGAAGAUUUCCAAACGAUCUCUCUCAGUGACUUACCGAUGACUCUUACUAGACUCGGUGUUUAUUCAACCACUGAGCUAGCUGGAUCGAUGCCGCCAUCGAUUAAACAUCUAUCGCUUGAAGGUGCAACUUAUGAGGUCGAUGAGAUCUUCAAGGAUCGAUCACAAUACCACUUGGAUUUCUUGAAAAUCGAUGGACAGUUCGAACAAUCGUUGGCCAGUUUGGAUAUAAAACAUUUGGAAAUCGAUCAUGGUGCCAACGAUGAAGAGCAAUGUCACGUAGCUAUUCCGCAUGGCGUUGAAUCAGUGCGCAUCGAGUUGAACGUAUCAGCUUUCAAUACACCCAUUCCUUCAACGGUGAAAAAGUUUAUCACCUCCGAUAGCUCUAACAGUCUAGAUGGCUUUGAGAAAUUGAUUUCACCAGAUAUCAUUACAGAUGCUUUGGAGGAAUUGGUGAUUAACUAUAAUUCUACAAUAUUUCCAAGAAAAUACAGUCAAUAUUUAUCAUCAAUCUCUUUUAGUUUUCCGAUGCAUAGAAUACCCAACAAGCUUGUACUCAUUUGUCGUAACCAUGAGAAAAUCUCUAUAAGAAGAAUACAUCGAAAUCAAUUUAUAAUCUUUGGUCACUCACCCAACCUCUCAGCAAUUAUUAAUGAAUCACAAAUUUGGAAUUUCAUAUCACAUCAUAUUAAAUCCAAUAUUCAUAAUCCAAGGAUCAAAGUCAAUAAUGAUUCUUAUCAUCGAUCGAUUAGACAACAAACUUUAAACUUAAAUCACCAAAUUAAUUAA
Heterostelium album PN500 is the source of this 1722-nucleotide messenger RNA. RefSeq lists its product as uncharacterized. The transcript is spliced from 2 exons. Bases 1 to 1722 code for a protein of 573 amino acids. The record is from RefSeq and is a predicted model, not a curated record. NCBI's taxonomy places the organism in Eukaryota, Evosea, Eumycetozoa, Acytosteliales, Acytosteliaceae.